AGCGACUUCUUGGCGCCCUCUUCAUCGCACACCAAACAACCUCAUCGUACUGACGACCGAGUGACCUGUCCAUGGCUACUACGCAAUGUCUCCUCCACCAUUCGGCUCGCUUUGUCCUUUGCCAUCCCGCCUUUCCCUUCAUCAUCUACUGCCAACAUACACUCUCCUCAUCCCUCCUUCAAUUCAACUAAACCGUAAGCUUUCACACCCUUCGCAAACCUGACGAAAAUACCCUCUCGAUUUACAUUCCUCCUGGAUUUAUUCCUCUUCAUCGCCGCUAGCAACCCCAUGGCUCCCCAUCAGGCAAUUUAAGAUGGCUCCAACUAUGCCGCCAUCCGAGCCUCAAAACCUUACAACUGCCUCUAGACUGCCUCACCGAUCCUCAGCAUAUGCGUCGCGACGUCCACCAGCCCACAAGUCCGUGUCGCUGCUGCACUCCACUCCAUCCACCUCCAAGCUGUCGCCAUCUCGUCUACACGACAAGCACCGCAAGACCUCGUCCGUAACUUCACAACAACCUCCCCAGAGCAUCGUUGCCAAUCCGCCUUCCAGCUCUCCGUCUUCCGUACGACAGCCGAAGCAGAACAGCUCUGGCGAGAGUAGUGAUGCCGGCCGAUGGUUUGAGACCUCCAACAAUGAUGUGUGCCAGCGUAACGACUUCAGUCCCGAUAAUGAUCCUCCGUUCUUCCUUCGAAACUCGUCGUCUUCCGAGACGCCACCUGAGGGUACCAUCCCAUUUCCUCCCACACUGAGCGCUGUACAACGAGCCGGCCUUGGCAAUCUACAAACCGAAGGUAGCUCUGACGACUAUCGCAGCGUUAUAGAUGACUUGACUAUCGAGAACAAGCAACUGAAAAAGAGGCUGAAGAGGUAUGAAAAGAUGCACGACGCUCAUCUACAAGGAGAUCGCCUGUUCGAAGUUCGAUUCCACGCGCUGCCCCCUCAGAAGAAACGUGAAUUGGAGGAGACGCUUCGGAAGUUUGCUCUAUCUGUGGAUGACCCAGUUUCAACAGAAGUAUCAAAAUCUCCUAUGACUGGCAUUGGUACAGGUGCCUCACAAACAUACAUUCCGGGCACGCUCAAGCCGCGGAACACUGCCACUUCGUCUGGCACUUCUCGUGUCGCCGAUUCUGGAUAUGCGUCCAUGUCUGCGUCUGGACAAGGAAAUUCGUCGAUCCCGUCAGGCCAAGAUAGUGCUCAUUCCAAGAGUGUGUCAAGGCCGGCUUUCACUCGCAACAACUCCGAGAUACAUUCGUAUCUGCAUGAUAUACCUAUCGGUCUGAUGCCUCGAGGCAACACUACAGCCAUGACGGAGAAGAGUCGGAAAAAGCUUGUCGUCAGACGACUGGAGCAAAUCUUUGCCGGCAAAGGUGCCGUUGGUGGGCAUCAGCAUCCAAUGCAGCAGCAAGAGGUAGCCAAUUCUGCUGCUAUAGCUGACAGAAAAUUGAGCGAGGCUAAGGGGAAACAAUCCCAGAAGGAGGGUAAUCGUAUUGCCAAGAUCAUGCCGUCCAUCGACCAAGAUGAUGAGAUUGAGAGCACGGGUGCCAUUCAGCAUCAUGGUCUACCCGCCACUGUCGCUCAGCAAGACUUUGCUGACACAGCCUCACCGGACCAGAGACCAACACGACCACUCGACCUAGACCCUCAUCGAGAGCAGGUACCCUCUGAUAAUAUUGAAUACUUCCGCCACCUGGGUUUCACGCCGCAAGACCAAGGUCUGUCUCCUGAGGAUGACCAUGGAUGGCUAUACUUGAACCUAGUGAUAAACAUGGCACAACUGCAUACUAUAAAUGUCACAGUCGACUUUGUCAAGCACGCGGUGGAAAAGUAUAGUUCGAAGCUUGAGCUCUCAAAAGAUGGUCGCAAGAUUCGCUGGAAAGGAGGUCAAGACAUUACUCGGAACAGCAGCGACACCUCAUCUGAAAGACGUGAGGGCGUCUCGCCCGACUCCGUCCUUGAUGGCACUGGUGCGACAGGGUUAAAGAGGACCAUCAGUAGCAGCGACAACUCAGAUCCACGAAAGAAGGCGCAAAAGCUUGCGAGGCUACAGAAAGAGAAAGAAAAUAACAAGCUGUUAUACACCCCUAUAUUUCAUCACAAGGACGAGUCGGACGACGAGGAUGAUUGUUUGAAUAUGGAAAUGUCAUCGAUAUCCUCUCCUAUGCCCGGCCGCGACUCAUCUGCGUUUGCUAGUUCGGGCAUGAGGACUUCGUCUUCGAAGCGACGACGAGAAGAUGGACCUAUUAUCUUCUACAACAAGGCUAAAUUCUGCACGGACUUGAGCGGAGAUGCGAAUGCGGCUGGUCUUCCGAAUAAGAAUGUCACGUCUUACGACCCAGUAACCACUCGCCCAGUCGGUGAAGAUCUGAAUUCCGGAUCACCUUUGAGAGAUGUUUUUGAACGCCGCGAUAUUACCGGAGUUUUCCGAAACGUAGUGGACGACGUCGAAAUGAAGGACAUCAACAGCACACCUAGCUCAACAUCGUCCGAGUUCCACUUCUCCCUGAAGUCUCUUGAGAAUAACGCAAGCACAAAUAAACAAUUCAAAGCGUACGACUUCGAAGUUUCGGGUCUCGGCGGUGUCCAGCCGCAAGAUCAUUUUGCCAUCCACGUCGUCUCCCGCCACAUUAAGCAUGACGAGGAGGCUUCGAAGAAACGAGGCUCCCACCCUCCACACAAACUAGAUGCCGUAGUCGCGGACGCGCGCAGGUCUAAUAUCGCCUUUACCGACGAAAUUGUUUCCACCAAAACCGAAACACUCCCUGUCUCAACCCUCCCUCCUGCCUCUUUCCUUCCUCUCGACUCCUCCUCUCCAGACGCAGAGUUCUCCGAUGAUAGCGACGCCUCCGACGCAGACUCAGACGUCGACAUGCUAGACGAUCUGCGACCCCCAACCGUUAGUCGUCAACCUCUAUCCAAUUACCGCGACGACUCCUCGGACGAGGACGACUACACUUCUGAAGAAGACGAUGAUGAAGACGAUGACGAUGAUGACGACGACGGAGACGUUGAUUUUCUUGCCGGAGCAAGGAAGGUAGCGCCCGAGGCCGUGCGCGCGCAGGAGCGCGAGUAUGACUCUAAUGUCGCAGAGCGGCUUGCGGAGGAGAUACCGGCAGGUUCAUCUGCAGCGACAGCCGGAGGUGGGAGUGGGUUCACAAGCCCUGCGAGUAACACCGCAGCAGCAUCCGAAUUGGACCGUGGUGCGAGCCUGAGUCUGACGCAGACGGGUAAUAGCUUGGAUGUGGUACCAGAAUAGUUAUGAACCACGGGGUCAUGACAUGUACCAUUCUUUCAUGACGUCUUUUAUCUUAGCGGGCGUCUUGUUGCAUUUGCAUUUGACAGCGGGCCUGGGAGCUGUGUACGAUUGCAUUGUCAGUUGGCUUUCCACACAUAUAUAUACAUGCAUAGGCAGGCAUUCUAGACAUGAUUGUGGUUGGGGAAGAAAGGGUUUUGAACGCAUCAUCAUGUAUUAUGUUAGAUACCCCCCGAAAUGCCGAAAUCUUGAAAUACAAACCGU
Pseudovirgaria hyperparasitica is the source of this 3517-nucleotide messenger RNA. RefSeq lists its product as uncharacterized. Lineage: Eukaryota; Fungi; Ascomycota; Dothideomycetes; Acrospermales; Acrospermaceae. The transcript has 2 exons. The coding region runs from base 314 to 3256 and encodes 980 amino acids. The record is from RefSeq and is a predicted model, not a curated record. Gene Ontology annotation, cellular component: nucleus; cytoplasm. Gene Ontology annotation, biological process: regulation of DNA-templated transcription; circadian rhythm.